Molecule: messenger RNA, 546 nt
Organism: Pistacia vera
Lineage: Eukaryota; Viridiplantae; Streptophyta; Magnoliopsida; Sapindales; Anacardiaceae
Exons: 2
Coding region: 1-546 (181 amino acids)
Source: RefSeq, a predicted model, not a curated record
AUGAAAAAAGAUUGGACUCUUUUCAAGCAAUUGAUGCGAAGGGAGACAAGUUUAGGCUGGGAUGAUAUGAGAAAAACAAUCAUUGCUAAUGACGAAUGGUGGAAUGAUAAAAUAAAAGUGAAUAAAGAAUAUAAGAAAUUUAAAAACAAGGAUUUGUCAUUAAUAUGGUACCUCUAUGAUGCUCUGUUUUCAAAUAUUACUGCCACUAGUGAUCGAGCAAGAGCACCUAGCCAAAUUGAUGCCCUCAACAUUGAAAAUGAAUUUGCAGGUGAAUCAUUAGGGAUGAGUGAAAAUAGAGAUGAAGGAAUCAAUGUUGAUUUUGAAAGAGAUGAUGACAAUGAUGUGCUAGGAAGAAAUAUAGAAAAACUUGAACAUGUCCCCAUCAAAUUCCCAUCUUCAUCUCUUAACAAAAGAAAAAUUGGAGGAACCAAUAACAAUAUGAAGAAAGGGAAAAGGUCGGUUGCAUCAUCAUUGAAAGAGAAUAUAGAUUCUCUUAUUGUUAUGCUUAGUGAUAAGAGUACUACCGAAUCUUCUAGUCCGUUCUAG